Trichomycterus rosablanca is the source of this 3570-nucleotide messenger RNA. RefSeq names its product desmoglein-2.1-like. The record is from RefSeq and is a predicted model, not a curated record. Bases 1 to 3570 code for a protein of 1189 amino acids. Gene Ontology annotation, cellular component: desmosome; plasma membrane. Lineage: Eukaryota; Metazoa; Chordata; Actinopteri; Siluriformes; Trichomycteridae. Gene Ontology annotation, biological process: homophilic cell-cell adhesion. Gene Ontology annotation, molecular function: calcium ion binding. The transcript is spliced from 14 exons.
AUGGCUUCCUUAAGGCUUGAACGACUUACUCUGUUUCUGAUAGUGUUUAUAAUUGUGGCAAUAAAAACUGCAGAUGGAUCCAAGAGACCAAAGCGCGAGUGGAUUAUUCCACCAGUCAGAAUAUCAGAAAACGUUGAUUUAGGAACCUCUCCCAUUUCAAAAAUUAGAUCUGAUAAAGAAGAUGAAGUCAAGCCAUUUUCAUAUGACCUUAAAGGGCACGGUGCUGACAAGGAGCCGUACAACGUUUUUAUUGUCAACCCCAAAACUGGCUUUAUCACUCUCGCACAUCCUCUGGACAGAGAGGAAAUAUCAGAGUACAACCUGACCGGGAUUGCGAGGUACAAUGAUGGAACUAUGGCCGAGACACAAAUCGAGAUAAAAAUAGUGGUUGAGGAUCAAAAUGACAAUCCCCCAACGUUCAAAAGAUUCAGAGGGUCUGUGCCAGAAUGUAGACCAGCAGGAACCCCUGUGAUGAAGAUAACUGCUGAUGAUGCAGACCAAAGUGGAACACUCAAUGCAAAAAUUGCAUAUAGCAUAGUAAAGCAAUUUCCAGAAGGUUCCAAACCCAUGUUUGGCAUUGACAAAGACAGUGGAAUGAUAUAUGUUAAACAGCGCUCACUGGAUAGAGAGACUCUCGAUCACUACACCUUAAUAGUACAAGGUGUGGAUAUGGCUGGUGCCCCAGACGGCAAAACAGGAACUGGUACAGUAGAGAUUGCGGUGACGGACAUCAAUGACAAUGUUCCUACUCUUGAAAAAGACGAGUUCACCGGUUCUGUUGAUGAAGAUACAGUUGAUGUGGUUGUAAUGAAAAUCAAAGCUUCGGAUAAAGACUUGAAGAACUCUGAUAAUUGGCUGGCUGUCUUUGAUAUUAUCAGUGGUAAUGAAAACGAAAUGUUUACUAUAGAGACGGACCCUAAAACCAACGAAGGCAUUUUAAAGCUUGUCAAGCCUGUGGAUUUUGAAAAGGUGAAAAAUCUGGACCUUGGUUUAUCCAUUUCAAACGUAGCUCCUUUUAUAAAUGGAACUGCUUUAGCACUGGGCAUUAAUCUAAACAAGCCUGGAGCUUCAGGAUUCCCGGAUGGGACAGCAGCUGGAACUGGGAUGGGAACAGGUAUGAAUUCUGCGGUGGAUGCAAGUGCAUAUGCAGGUGCAGGUGCAGGUGCUGGUGCUGGUGCAGGCGCUGGUGCAGGCGCUGGUGCAGGUGCAGGCGCUGGUGCCGGUGCCGGAGGUAACCCUGGUGUCAGUUCUCAAUCAGGAACUAAACCAGGGACUAAACCUGGUAACAAAAAGCCACCUCCAGGUGGAAAGAGCUAUCCGGUAAAAAUAGCUGUGAACAACUUACCUGAAGGUCCAGUGUUUUCACCACCAGUGAAGGACUUUCCUGUGUCAGAGAACCCAAAGGAAGUUAAAGUUCCUGUGGUCAUUGGGUCCUUUCCUGCUUUGGAUGGUGAUACUGGAGAGCUUGCUGAAAAUGUAAGGUAUGCCAAAGGAUUUGAUCCAGACAACUGGCUGUCCAUUGAUGAGGAAACUUCAGAAAUUAAACUGACAAAGAUUCCAGAUCGAGAGUCUCCAUAUCUGGUCAAUGGAACUUACACAGCAAAAAUACUCUGUUUAAACAAGGAUGUGCCACCCAAGACAGCUACUGGAACGAUAGCCAUAAAGGUGCAAGAUGCAAAUGACCACUGUCCGGAACUGACCAGCACCUAUCAAAAUGUGUGUUCAGAUGUUACAGUGAUAAACGUGACUGCACAUGAUGUGGAUAUGCAUCCGUUUGGAGACCCUUAUACAUUUAAGUUUAUAGAGGAGAAGCGUAAAGGAAAGUGGGAAAUGGUUCCUGUUAAUGGAACAUCUGUAAGCUUCCAUGCCAUGGAGCCUCUGUGGCCAGGGGUGUAUGAGCUAACAAUGGAGAUUUUUGAUGCGGACGGUUUGGGCUGUACGGACAGUCAGAAACUUAAAGUGGAGGUGUGCACCUGUCAGGAUGGUAGCACUUGUGCUGUCAGAGCAGCCAAACUACCUAAAUCUUCAGCUAGAUUUGGGGUUUCAGCAAUUGGGGCAAUGAUAGGAGGCCUGCUUCUGUUGACAUUUAUCCCACUCUUGCUGAUGGCCUGUUCGUGUGGAGCUGGAGGCAUGGGGGGUUUUGCCGAGAUGAACGUUGAUACUAAAGAGCACCUGAUGGCAUAUAAUACAGAAGGGCAGGGAGAAGACCGGGAUGUGCCCAUGCUCUCUGAUAUGGAUGGGAUGAUGAACUAUAGUACAAAAGGAGGUGGCUUUGGGGCAGGAGCUGGCUAUGAAGCAGGAGCUGGCUAUGGGGCAGCUACUUAUGGAGGUACCAUGGCUGGAAUGGGCGCUAGUUACAUGGCAUCCAUGAACGGCAUAAACGGGGGUGGUCAAACCUGGGGCGGUGGUCAAACCUGGGGCGGUGGUCAAAUGGAAAUGAUUUCUAUGGAUCAGGGGAUGGCUGGUGGCCUUGGAAUGAUGAGAGGGGAGUAUGACAGCGGAAUAGCCCUUUCAGAUGACUUCUUGUAUCACUACUACUCAGAGAAGAGCCAGAUGGUGGAUGGCACCGCCGAUAACUAUAAUUUGCAAUAUGAAUAUGAAGGCCAAGGCUCGCCUGCUGGAUCUGUGGGCUGCUGCAGUAUGCUGGAAUCCGAAAACGAUCUGGAGUUUCUCAAAGACCUGGGGCCAAAGUUUACCACCCUGGCUGAGAUCUGCGGUGGCACAAGGAUCACCACGGCUGCCUCGACACCUCUUCCUCCUCCUCCAAAACCUGAUGAACUCCUCAUGAACUCUGAAUCGAUGUCCAUCCAAGCCAGCACCAGCAACGUUGUCAACCAUGCUGCCCAAGCUGUAUCGUCCUCCACCUCUCUGCACACAGAGGAGAACAUGCUAGUUACAAACAACCAUGCUCAGACUCGUGUCGACGUCAUGCCUGCCCAGACACUGAUGGUGCAGCAACAGCAGCCUAUGUAUUACAUGUUGGAGCCACAGGUCUCUAACACUGUGCUUCUGGCCGAGAGGCCCGCGGUGGGACUCACCCAGGGGGGGAUGUACGUGCUGAACGGAGCUCCGAUGGCUGAAACCGUUCUGGUUCAGGGUACCGUUCCUGCUCAUAGUACGAUCGCUGGAGGAGAUAGAGUGAUGUUGGUGGAAACACAUGGAGGACCCGGCCAGGCUAUAAACACAGGCAUGCUUCAGUCGACUCAGUUGUCCGGAUCGCAGCUGUUGCUGGUGGAUAGAGGCGCCCAGGGCGGCCAGGUCUUCCAUGGAACGCUGCCAAAAGGGGGCAUCGCCGGAUCUCAAGGCAUGUUUCUGAUUGAUGGGCAAGGUGGCGGAUCGCUGAAAAGCAGCAUUACUGCCCCCGCAGGGUCUGUGCAUGUUGUAGAGAGGCAGCAGAGAGGCCCGUCAGUAAUCACCCAUGGGUCCUUGCCGCCGGGCAUGGUCCCCAGUGCGGGGUUUCAGAAUGGCACUUUUGGAAUUAGCAUGAGCUCUGUAAAUGAAUAUUCCAGCGCACAAAAAGUUGUAAUGCAGGAAAAGGAAGUUGUGUCAUCUCAGAAGAGAGCUCUGUAA